Molecule: messenger RNA, 471 nt
Organism: Charadrius vociferus (killdeer)
Lineage: Eukaryota; Metazoa; Chordata; Aves; Charadriiformes; Charadriidae
Gene: CPLX1
Product: complexin 1
Exons: 3
Coding region: 1-471 (156 amino acids)
Biological process (GO): synaptic vesicle exocytosis; regulation of neurotransmitter secretion; neurotransmitter transport
Cellular component (GO): SNARE complex; terminal bouton
Molecular function (GO): syntaxin binding
Source: RefSeq, a predicted model, not a curated record
AUGGACAAUAAGAAGGUGAUUUGUGACAGCAAAUAUGGCUUCACUAAGGGCAAAUCAUGCCUGACAAAUUCGGUGGCCGUCUAUGACAGGUUUACGGGGGCUACCAAAGACAUGGGGAAGAUGCUGGGUGGGGAUGAGGAGAAAGACCCAGAUGCUGCCAAGAAAGAAGAGGAACGACAGGAAGCCCUCAGGCAGGAAGAGGAAGAGAGAAAAGCCAAAUAUGCGAAGAUGGAGGCUGAAAGAGAAGUUAUGAGACAAGGUAUUCGAGACAAGUAUGGGAUAAAGAAGAAGGAAGAAAAGGAAGCAGAGGCCCAGGCUGCACUGGAAGCUAAUGCUGAAGGGAGUCUGACGCGCCCAAAGAAGGCGAUACCUCCUGGCUGCGGGGAUGAGGAGGAGGAGGAAGAAGAGAGCAUUCUAGACACCGUCAUCAAAUACCUACCAGGGCCCCUGCAGGACAUGUUCAAGAAGUAA